Molecule: messenger RNA, 1652 nt
Organism: Pseudopodoces humilis (Tibetan ground-tit)
Lineage: Eukaryota; Metazoa; Chordata; Aves; Passeriformes; Paridae
Gene: SACK1A
Product: scaffolding CK1 anchoring protein A
Biological process (GO): epidermal growth factor receptor signaling pathway
Molecular function (GO): protein kinase binding
Source: RefSeq, a predicted model, not a curated record
UCCUCACUCAUAUUUCACAGGAUGCGACAGGAAGGGAAAUACAAUCGAAUCCGACGGCCGUGGUAAAUUUGACUCGAAUCCUUCGUAUGCCCUGGGGCUGAGGUGGGUGCCUCUCAGAUAAGCAAUCUAAUCAGCUUUGCACUUGUGUCCCGUCUGGAAACAGAUUGUUGCCGGAGUACAUCACCACCUGAGAAGCAAGCUUCAGUUAAUUCGCUCAGCCGAGGCGAUUUCAUGCGAGAAUGCAGUCCUCAAACAAGGACGAUUGCACUGCCUGUGGCACGCAUAUGCAUGGUGCCUGCCCGGCAGAUCGGCUGCUGCGACAAAGAGCCAUGAACCACCCCAGACAUAUGGGCAAGAUAAGGAAGAGGCUGGAGGAUAUCAAGAACCAGUCCCUGAAGUUGACAAAAGUGGAUUUCAGCCACAACGAAAGCGUAAGAUUGGCCACUGACGCCUUCUUGGAUGGUGGGAGAGACUCUUACCUCGAAACUCUAAGCAGAGAGGGUGAGGUGGAUUUCCUCUCCUCGGUGGAAGCUCAGUACAUCAAGGAUAACGCCAGAGAGUCCUAUUAUGCACAGGAGACCCCCGGUGCCGACGGGGCAGCCGCGCCAAAGCAGAAUGACGCUGGGUCACUCCCUUCAGGGACCUACUUCCCCACCAUUUCUGACAACAGUGAGCCGGCUCUGCUCCACACAUGGAUUACAGCAGAGAAGCCCUAUUUAAAGGAAAAAUCCACCGCCACUGUGUAUUUCCAAACAGAGAAGAACAGCAACAUUAGAGACAUCAUACGCCGGUACAUCCACAAGACCACUCAGGUGUUAGCUAUCGUGAUGGAUGUGUUCACAGACACUGAGAUUCUUUGUGACCUCCUGGAGGCAGCUAACAAGCGCAUGGUCUUUGUCUACCUGCUGCUCGAUCAUGGCAGUAUAGAUCUUUUCUCGGAGAUGUGCGACAAGUUGCAAAUUGCUGAGGAUCUCUUCAAGAAUAUUUCAGUCCGCAGUGUUACUGGAGAGGUUUACUGUGCCAAGUCAGGGAGGAAAUUUUCAGGACAAAUUCGAGAAAAAUUUCUUAUCUCUGACUGGAGAUACGUGCUAUCUGGAUCUUACAGCUUCACGUGGCUGUGUGGCCAGGUUCACCGCAACCUCCUCUCCAAGUUCACGGGCCAGGUUGUGGAGCUGUUUGACGAGGAGUUCCGGCACCUGUACGCGCUGUCCAAGCCCGUGCGGGGCCCCAAGACCCCUCCGCGCAGCCUUCCCUUCCUGUUCAGCCGGAGCUGGGCCCCCCUGCGCAGCCUCCCCUACAGUGACGAGGGAAGUGCCAACACCCUCUCUGACCCCCUGAGCAGCCUCUCCGCUGGCAGCACCCACCAGAGCAAGCAGACCCCAAGAACUCCCAUGUUCAACAGCAACUUCACCCCCCAGUCACCUCUCCAGCGAGUCAAUUCCUUCCACAGCUACGUCUCAUUCACUCCCCCGCCUGCACAGAAGGCCAUCCAACCUAACUACUAUCAGCCACACUACAUGGCUGAGAACUCCACAGUGCCCUAUAACAACAUGAACAUUUACAGACCUAUAAGGCUCAGGCAAGAGGAACCGAACAGGACAGGGUUAAGUUCAUCCUGGAGAUGCCUCCACAAAGCUAACCUGUUUGCAUAA